UCAUCACAUGAUUUUUGCAUUACCUCAGCAGAAUAAGUUUCUUCCUAAAGACAAAUCUAAGAUGGACCUAGCAAAUGUACCUGAUACCUCAGCCAGGAAAGCAAGACUCUGCAGACUGGUUGUUGUGAGCUUUGGACUUCUGUGUAUUCUUCAAGCUACUCUCAACAUUUCACUGCGACUGGGGUUUUGCAGUUCAACAACAUCAGAUUUUGAGGUCAUUAUUAAAAAUUUGACUGAAGAACAAAACAAGAGACUGAAUAUAUUAGCUCAUUAUAUCCAACAAGAGUGGAAAUAUUUCAGCCACAGUGUUUAUUACAUUUCAUCUAUUAAAAAAUCCUGGAACGACAGUCGAGAGGACUGUUUGCAAAGGAAUGCAGACCUUGUGAUUAUCAACAGCAGAGAGGAACAGACCUUCAUGAGACAGUUUAAAAAACGGGCAUGGAUUGGACUGACCGACACAGAAAAAGAAGGGACAUGGAAAUGGGUGGAUGGGACUCAACCAACAAUAAGCUACUGGGGCACCGACGAGCCCAACAGUGACAAAGGCCGUGAUGAAGACUGUGGAGAGAUACAGUUCUUUGAGAGAGAAAACUGCUGGAAUGAUACACCAUGUGACACAGAAAAAGUCUGGAUUUGUGAAAAGAAUCUGACUUUGGUGUACCCUCCCUCUCGCCCUCUGUCAGCUGGGGUAGGCUCCAGCCCCCCUGUGACCCUGAACAGAAUAAGCAGAACAGACUGGAUGUCAAGGCCUACAGCCGAAGCUCAAUUAGGAACACAAAUGAGCUCGGAGGAGGCAGAUCUCUAUACCCAACAAGGAUGGGUGUAUUUCAGGGGCAGUUUCUAUUACUUUUCCUCAAUUAAAAAAUCCUGGAAUGACAGUAGAGAGGACUGUCUGCAAAGAGGCGCAGACCUGGUGAUUAUCAGCAGCAGAGAGGAACAGAACUUGAUAAGACAGUUCAGAGGGUACACAUGGAUUGGAAUGACUGACACAGAGGAAGAGGGGACGUGGAAGUGGGUGGAUGGGACUUUGCUGGACAAAAGGUACUGGCACACUGGGGAGCCCAACAACUAUAACGGCCUAGAGGAAGACUGUGGAGAAAUCAAGCUCGUUGAAGAUGAAAACAAAUGGAAUGACAUAGAAUGUAAUACCGAAAACUUUUGGAUCUGUGAAAAGAUGGUGGAUUUGUAA
Archocentrus centrarchus (flier cichlid) is the source of this 1189-nucleotide messenger RNA. Its product is annotated as C-type lectin domain family 4 member F-like. Bases 8 to 1189 code for a protein of 393 amino acids. The transcript has 11 exons. Lineage: Eukaryota; Metazoa; Chordata; Actinopteri; Cichliformes; Cichlidae. The record is from RefSeq and is a predicted model, not a curated record.